Messenger RNA from Penaeus vannamei (Pacific white shrimp), 4095 nucleotides. Its product is annotated as regulator of telomere elongation helicase 1 homolog. Gene Ontology annotation, biological process: DNA recombination; DNA repair; negative regulation of DNA recombination. Gene Ontology annotation, cellular component: nucleus. Gene Ontology annotation, molecular function: hydrolase activity, acting on acid anhydrides, in phosphorus-containing anhydrides; ATP binding; DNA helicase activity. The record is from RefSeq and is a predicted model, not a curated record. NCBI's taxonomy places the organism in Eukaryota, Metazoa, Arthropoda, Malacostraca, Decapoda, Penaeidae.
CGGCGCGAACAACAACACAAAUCUCUCGUGAUUUCACCCAUUUUCAUCUCUUUGCUUCUAAACAAAUGAUUUUCUUGCUUCUGACCACGCAUUAAGGGCGGGUAAGACGCUGAGAACUGCAUGCGCCAUUUGGUCAGGAGGAUUGUUCAUCCGGCUGGAGGGGUCAGUUCCUGAUGCCAAAGGGGUAAAUAAAUCAAGAGUGCCACCAUGCCCGAGGUUGUGCUUGAAGGAGUACCUGUGCGGUUCCCCUUCGAGCCGUAUGAAGUCCAGAAGGCGUACAUGAGCAAGGUGAUCCAGUGCUUGCAACAGGGUGUUAAUGGCAUCCUGGAGUCUCCAACGGGCACAGGAAAGACUUUGUGUCUCCUCUGCUCAACCCUGGCCUGGCUGGAGGUCAAGAAAGCAGAACACAAAGCGCGCCUGCACAAUGUCGCAGGGGGAGAUGCUGAUUUUAUGUCUUCUCUGAGCUCGCAGCUGAAGGCAGGCUCUGGGUCAGCCUGGGGAGAAAAGAAUGCUCCACCUAAGAUCAUAUAUUCUUCGAGGACGCACUCCCAGCUCAGCCAGGCAGUCAAUGAAUUAAAGAGAACUACCUAUAGCUAUCUUAAGGUGGCAGUACUGGGAUCGCGUGACCAAAUGUGCAUCCACCCAGAGGUAUCGAAGGAGACCAACAAUAACAAUAAGGUGCACAUGUGUCAGCUGAGAGUCAAGGCCAAGACAUGCUACUUCAACAACCAGGUCGAAGCUAAGAAAGAUGACCCAGAAGUACGUCAGAAAGCGCUUGACAUUGAAGACCUGGUCAAAGUUGGCCGCAAGAAGACCUUCUGCCCGUAUUACAUGGCGCGAGAACUCAAACAAGAUGCAGAUAUUAUUUUCCUGCCUUACAACUAUCUCCUGGAUCCCAAGAGCCGGAAAGCGCACGGAGUGGAGCUACAGGGUAAUAUUGUGAUCUUUGACGAGGCUCACAACGUAGAGAAAAUGUGUGAGGAAGCUGCGUCUCUGCAGAUUCGCUCAACAGACAUAGCGCUGUGCAUUGACGAAGUUACACAGGUCAUGAAAAAGAUGCAGGAGAUGAGCGAGGGGUCGAACAUCGCGGCCAACGACGUCUCCGAGGUGAUGCCGGAGGACUUCAACGCCGAUGAUCUGUACACCCUGAAGGCCCUCUUCUUGGAGCUGGAGAAGGCUAUUGACAGCAUACCAAUCAAAAUGGGUGACACCGGCACCACCUACCCCGGCAGCUACAUGUUUGAGCUACUGGAGAAGGCCGAAAUCACGCACCACAAGAAGAAUGUCAUUCUGGAGGUUUUGGAGAAGCUGGUGCAGUAUCUGACGACAAACAGCGCCUCCCCAUUCCAGCGAAAGGGAGCAGGCCUGCAGAAGUUUUCCGAGUUGAUCAAGGUUGUAUUUAGCAAAGACAACUUCUCUCUCCAGCACAUGGAAUAUGUGAAACAGUGCUACAAGGUCCACGUGAGCAUGGAGGAGAACAAGAAGAAGGGUGGCGCUCGUCAAGAUGGCUGGGGAGCCGUCAAGACCACCAACGUUAGCAAUAAAGUUGGCCGAGUCAUUUCAUAUUGGUGCUUCAAUCCCGGUUUUGGUAUGAAGGACCUGUCCGAACAAGGCAUUAAAUGCAUCCUCCUCACCAGUGGAACUCUGUGUCCGCUCGAGUCUUUCACCUCAGAACUGCAGGUUUCGUUUCCGAUCCAGCUUGAGAACCCACACAUCAUCCAGCGUCACCAAGUGUGGGUGGGCACAAUCUGCAACGGGCCAGAUGGCUUCAACCUCAAUUCAUCCUAUCAGAACAGGAGUGACCCACGCUACAUCAGCUCGUUGGGGCAGACCAUCCUGAACUUCUCCCGCAUCGUGCCUGAUGGCUUGCUUAUCUUCUUCCCCUCCUACCCCAUUAUGCGGAGCUGUCGGGACGAGUGGCAGAAUUCAGGCAUCUGGGGCAGGAUUUCGGCCACGAAGCCGAUCUUUGUGGAACCCCAGACAAAGGACGAGUUCCACAACGCCAUGACAGAGUACUACCAGAAGAUCAACGACCCGGCGCUAAAGGGGGCGUGCUUCAUGGCGGUCUGCAGAGGCAAGGUCUCGGAGGGUCUGGACUUCGCCAACCGCAAUGGCCGGGCAGUUAUCAUCACAGGCCUCCCGUACCCCCCCUUCAAGGACCCUCGAGUGAUGCUCAAGCAGAAAUACCUCGAAGAAACCAGACUCAAGAAUAAGGUGGGUUUGACGGGGCAGGAGUGGUACAAACUGGAGGCGUCGCGUGCUGUGAACCAGGCGAUUGGGCGUGUGAUCAGGCACAAGGAUGACUAUGGUGCCAUCAUCCUGUGUGACAAUCGCUUCGCUGCCCCAAAUUUCCGCACGCAGCUGUCCGCGUGGGUGCGCCCCUUCAUGAACUCCUACAGUACGUUUGGGCCUGCGCUCAGAGACAUCAUACAAUUCUUCAAAAAUGCUCAGGUCCUGCUGCCCCAGCCUGAGGAGAAGAGUGGGAAGCCAUCAAUCAGUGCGGCGUAUGAAGAGCCCCCAGCAGCAGUGGGUGCAGCGCCGGUUCAUGCACACGCACUGCAGGCAGCCCCCGCUCGUCUCGUUGUCUCAGAUGCCACCCGCCAGAAGAUAGGACAGGCCCUCGCAGAGAAGGAGGACUAUAACAACAUGUGGUCGAACAUGAAUUAUAAAAAGUCUGACGGAGCAAGCGAGAAGAGGGAAGGGGGCGAUAAAUCGCUGUUCUCAGCCCUGGAGAAGAAGACGUCAGUGGUGGACUUCAACUCGCUGCAGAGCACAUCACAGGUGAGCUGCAAGUAUGAUACCCUGCAGGUGGGCAACAAGAAGAGGAAGAUCAAGAUUGUGUCAAAGGGUGAGAAGGAUUUGGCAGACUUCCUGAAGGGCCCCGGACCAAGCCAGGCAGCGAGCCAGGCAUCGCAGGGCGUGACUGCAGAGGGUACGAGUUGCUCCCCCGAGAUGUUCUCCUCCCCAGGCAACUCGCAGGAGCUCAUCAGCGGAGCGCAGAAGAGCACAACAAAGGCAUCUUCGUCAGGCGUUUUGGGGUCUGGGAAGGUCUCCACGUCGGCAGCAGUGGCAGCCAUUUCGUCCGGAAAGGAGAACGGGGAGACCAAGAAACUCGGAUCCAUUGCCGACUACAUUAAAGAUGUGAAAUCCCAGCUGAACAAGGAGCAGUAUGGGCUCUUUUCAUCGGCCGUUAAGAACUACCAGAAGAGCAAGGACUAUGAUACUGUGGUGGGCACUCUCGCCUCGCUCUUUUCUCAGGAUGUUGAGCAUCACAGACUCUUCAGAAAAUUCGAGCAGUUCCUGAGCAAGGACCACAGACUUGCAUUCAGACAGUCGUGCGAGGAGAUGCUGGACAGAUAGUCCAUGCGACCCGUCUAGUCUUUCUACCCUCUUUUCUUCUUCACUUUACGUAGCUGUGAUGUUUGCGUUCUUCCUUGCAAGUGAAGCAUUGGUAAACGCAUAAAAAGAAAUCGGAAAAUUUAAGAACGGAACCAGUGGAAUUUUUUUUAUGUCACAUGAAGAUAAAGGCUUUAUGUCCGUACAUAUGGCUGAAAGUGAAAAUAAACAUGAGAGUAUGACGUGUGUACAUAUGUAAUUACUGAAAGAGGAUAAGUGUGAUAUUGUUUUUUACUUACAAGUUUCCUAUCUUAAUAUUUAUGGUCAUGUGUACAGUAUGUCUAAACCUGUAUAGUAUGUAUGCGUAAAUACAAAGCACGAAUGAAAAGCAAGUAGAAAGAUGUUAUUCAGAUGUUAUCGAAAAUGAUUCUUUUUUUAGAUUUUUGUCUAUUUUUAUACUGCUGUGUGAUUUAUUUAGUGUUUGAACUGAUAAGAAAAGUAUUUAUUUUAUAUUUAAGAGUAAGUAAGAUGUAUUCAUUAAUAUGAUAGAAGGUGCAAAUAAUUUGCAUCACGAAAAUGUGUAAUUUUAGUUGCAUUUUAUUUUUUGUGUAUAUUAAAUUUUUUUUGACAGAAAGCCAUUUUAAAUCACACUUUUUUUUUAGGUACAAAACCAUAUUUUUUUAUUCAAAGCACACUGUAAGAGUAAAAUAUUGAAUUAGUGUGUAAAUAUAUGCAGUAUACAGAAAGUCUGCCAUUAUC